Xenopus tropicalis (tropical clawed frog) is the source of this 1704-nucleotide messenger RNA. RefSeq names its product aminocarboxymuconate semialdehyde decarboxylase (gene acmsd). The coding region runs from base 159 to 1169 and encodes 336 amino acids. The transcript is spliced from 10 exons. The record is from RefSeq and is a predicted model, not a curated record. Gene Ontology annotation, biological process: negative regulation of quinolinate biosynthetic process. Gene Ontology annotation, cellular component: cytosol; cytoplasm. NCBI's taxonomy places the organism in Eukaryota, Metazoa, Chordata, Amphibia, Anura, Pipidae. Gene Ontology annotation, molecular function: carboxy-lyase activity; hydrolase activity; aminocarboxymuconate-semialdehyde decarboxylase activity.
CCGGUGACUCUCACUCUCCCUUCUAUUGGUUUACAUUGAGGGGUGUGCCCGCCGGGCUGCAGGCUGGGGCAUUAUGGAACAUAUAUACGCUGCUUUCCCUGUCUUGGAAUUAUUUGGGGACACUGUCACCGUCACCGUGCCAAGGGACCCGCUACACCAUGAAGAUCGAUAUCCACAGCCACAUACUGCCAAAGUCAUGGCCUGACCUUAGAGAGAGAUAUGGGUACGACGGCUGGAUCCAGAUGCAACAUCACUGCCAGGGAGAAGCCAAAAUGAUGAAGGAUGGAAAUAUUUUCCGGGUUGUUCAAGCCAAUUGUUGGGACCCCGACGUGAGGUUACAGGAGAUGGAUAGAACAGGGGUGACGGUCCAGGCCCUCUCUACAGUUCCUGUCAUGUUCAGCUACUGGGCAAAACCUCAAGACACCCUGGACCUCGCCUGUUUCUUAAAUGAUGACCUGGCUGCCACUGUUAAAAAGUAUCCGAAAAGGUUUGUGGGCCUUGGCACCCUUCCCAUGCAGUGCCCCGAGCUUGCUGUGCAGGAAAUGCAUCGCUGCGUGAAGGAGCUGGGAUUCCCCGGGGUACAGAUUGGAUCCCACAUUAACCAAUGGGACCUCAACUCUCCUGAACUCCACCCUGUCUAUGCGGCCGCUGAGGAACUUGACUGCUCUAUCUUUGUGCACCCAUGGGACAUGGAACUGGGUGGGAGAAUGUCCAAAUACUGGCUGCCCUGGCUUGUAGGCAUGCCUGCUGAAACAACAACGGCCAUUUGCUGUAUGGUUCUAGGAGGAAUAUUGGAAAAGUUUCCAAAGCUUAAAGUUUGUUUUGCGCAUGGAGGAGGUGCCUUUCCAUACACAGUUGGUCGUAUUGACCAUGGCUUCAAUGUCCGGCCAGAUCUGUGCGCCGUUGAUAACACAACUGCCCCAUAUUCAUACCUUGGCAAGUUUUAUACAGAUUCCUUGGUCCAUGACCCAAAUGCAAUGAAACUUCUGGUUGAUGUUAUUGGGAAGGACAAGGUGCUUCUGGGAAGCGACUACCCCUUUCCAUUAGGAGAACAUGUUCCUGGACAACUGAUUGAAUCUAUGGAUGAUUUUGAUCAGAAACUUAAGGAGAAGCUAUUGGCUGGAAACGCAUUGGAUUUUCUGGGACUGGACCGGACACAGUUUGAAUGACCGCAUAAAAGGAGUGGGAAUAUUUAUCAUUAUCGGAACAAUUUACAUACAUAAAUAAAUACAAUAAGUACUGUAAUAUUAAAAUAAAUAAGUACUGUAAAUACUGUAUGUAGAAGUAUGGAUUGCCCGGUGCCUAGUCAUGGACCCUUGUGUAAAGUCUUGCACUGAUAUCUGACAAAUGGAAAUUCUUUACUGGUAUCCUUGCCAUUUUAUUCACCCAGUGCGGGCAUCAAUAGACAUGGGCAUUGGCAUCACCGAGGACUUGACUCCAUGCUCUGACUGACUGCCUACAGACCAACGAAUGGAUAGCCUAUGGGAGGCCAGUCAGAACAUGGACCCCUUUCUAAUCGUUCAGGAAAACAACCAACUGAAUCAGCAGAAAAUUAAGAGGAGCUGCACCUCUUCCUAAUCUGCCAGUGCCAGUACUAACAAAUAUGGUGUACUGCCAGAUACAUCGGUUUAAAGGGGGUUGUCUUUUAGUAUGAUGUAAAGAGUAAUGUUCCAAGACAGUUUGCAAUUGGUCUUCAUUUUUUAU